AUGGCUACUGCAUUACCAGUAUUCCCAGCUUUUUCUGUGUAUGGGGACUCUACUUCUAUUGGUCCUCGAUGGGAGAAAUGGUUGAAGAAAUUUGAGACAUUUCUAGUUGCAUACGAUAUAAAAAACAAUGCAAGAAAACGAGCACUGCUGUUGUUUUCUGCGGGAGAUGAGGUCGCUGAUGUUUUUGAAACACUACCUGACGUUGAGGGCAGUGACAAUGUAUACAAAGCGGCUGUAGAUGCCCUGAAUAAAUAUUUCCUGCCAAAGGUGAAUAAAACCUAUGCGGUCAAUGUUUUUAGGCAUGCUACUCAGAAAACUGAUGAAUCUUUGGAUCAGUAUUUUACCCGUUUGAAACAACUAGCAAGAAAUUGUGGUUUUCAUGAUGUUAAUGAAGAAAUAAAAUCCCAGAUAGUAUUAUCAUGUGUGUCAACUAGGUUACGUCGUAAAGCUCUGAGAGAUGAUUUAACAUUAGAGGCACUGUUAGAUUCUGGUCGUUCUUUUGAAGUUUCUGAACGUCAAGCCAGAGGUAUUGAAAAUCAGUUUGAGACAGAAACAGAAGUAAAUACAGUCCAGCCUGUAAAAAAGAGCCAGUGGAAAAGAAAUAAAUAUAAGAAAUCCCAGCAGUAUACUGGUAAACCAAAACGAGUGGAGCCUGACAGAAAACACAAGUCGUGUUUCAGGUGUGGAGGAAAAUAUCCACAUUCAGGUGAAUGUCCAGCAAGAGAUCAACAAUGCAGAAAAUGUGAUAAAACAGGACAUUUCGCUAAAGUAUGUCGGAGUAAAAUAUUGCAACAUGUCAAUUCUGCUACAACUAAAGAUUUUUCUUCCUCAGAUGAUGAUUAUGCAUAUCACAUCACAGUGUCCUCCAUAUCAACCAAUCAACAGCCUGAUACUAAAAUUGACAUAGAUGGUCAAACAGUUAAAUGUAUCAUUGAUUCUGGUGCAGGGACAAAUGUGUUAGACGAGAAAACAUGCAAGCUGUUGAAUAAUGCAGAAAUUACACAAUGUUCAAAGAAUGUGUAUGCAUAUGGAUCUAAGAAACCACUUCCAAUACUUGGUGAAGUUAAGGUGAAUGUAAAGUCUCCUAUAACCCAACAGUCUACUGUCACUAAGUUCCAUGUUGUAAAAGGAUCAGCAGGAAAUUUACUGGGUUAUUAUACAGCAACACAGCUUGGUUUACUACACAUAGUAAAUUCACUUUCUACAUGUACCAGUGAUAGUUUGAUUGAGGAGUAUGCAGACAGAUUUGAAGGUAUUGGCAAGAUGCGAGAUACAAAAGCAAUUUUGCAUAUUAACACAUCAGUCAAACCAGUUGCACAGCAGCAUCGGCGAGUGCCAUUCCAUGUACGUGAGCAAGUUGAAGCAGAGAUAAAUAAGCUAGAGCAGUUAGACAUAAUAGAGAAGGCAGAUGGAGCCACUCCGUGGGUAUCUCCCAUAGUAAUAGUACCUAAAAAGACAGGAAUCAGAGUAUGUGUUGACAUGAGAGCUGCCAAUCAAGCUAUAGAAAGGGAGAGACAUCCCAUGCCAACAAUAGAAGACCUGAUUGUGGAUCUGAAUGGUGCAACGGUGUUCAGCAAGAUUGAUCUAAACCAAGGUUACCAUCAGCUUGAGCUGGACACAAAAUCAAGGCAUAUAACUACGUUUGCUACUCAUAUGGGUUUAUACAGAUACAAGAGACUGAGUUUCGGAAUAAACUCUGCUGCUGAAAUAUUUCAGAAAGCAGUAUCAGACAUGAUACAAGGUAUACGUGGUGCUAGAAAUCUUUCAGAUGACAUUAUCAUAUAUGGUAAGACACAACAGGAACAUGAUGAAAUGCUAAGAGCAGUGUUCCAAAGGCUGCGGAAGUAUAACAUCACAGCUAAUCAACAGAAAUGUGAGUUCAGCAAGUCUUUGAUUCAGUUCUAUGGUCAUACAUUUUCCAGUGCCGGUAUAAUGGCGGAUGAUAAGAAAGUGACAGCAAUAAUCAAUGUCAGAGCACCAGAAGAUGCAACAGCUGUACGUAGUUUCCUAGGCAUGGCUCAAUACAUUGCUCGAUUUGUGCCUGAUUUUGCAACUAUUGCAACACCAUUACGUAUUCUAACUCACAAAGAUACAAAGUGGGAAUGGGGACCUGAGCAACAAGGAUCAUUCGAGAAGUUAAAAAGCCUGAUGGCAAGUCACAGGGUGAUGAAAUACUUUGAUCCAAGGCUGAAAACAGAGCUGUUAGUAGAUGCAAGCCCAACAGGCCUUGGUGCAGUUUUAACACAAGUAAAUGAGACCAGAGAUACUUGUAAUAUCAUUGCAUAUGCAAGUCGUGCACUGACAGAUACAGAGUCACGGUACAGCCAGACAGAGCGAGAAGCCCUUGCAGUUAUAUGGGCUUGUGAACAUUUUCACAUUUAUGUAUUUGGUUCAGAAUUCAAGGUGAUAACCGACCAUAAGCCAUUAGAAGGCAUGUUCAAUAAGUCUAAUUCUAAAUUAACAGCCAGACUUGAAAGACUAAGUUUGCGUCUUCAACCGUAUCAAGUAGUUCUUGAGUAUCAACCAGGUGAAUCCAACCCUGCUGAUUACAUGAGUCGACAUCCUGACCAGGUAAACCACUGUAAAGACCAUGUUUCACGUAUUGAUACAUACAUAAAUUUUAUAAUUGAGAAUGCGAUACCCCCUGCUAUGACAAUGGCUGAAAUUAAGCAAGCAACAUCGGAAGAUGAAAUCUUACAGAAAAUAAUGGAAGUUAUUAACACACAAAAGUGGUAUGAUUUGCAUCAUGAUGUUGUACAAUACAAAGCAGUCAAAGACGAACUGUCAACAGCCAAUGGAGUUGUGUUACGUGGAAACAGAAUUGUGGUUCCAAAGAAAUUGCAACAGAAAGCCAUAUGUUUAGCUCAUGUCGGUCAUCAAGGUGUUGUAAAAACGAAAAAGUUGCUGAGAGAAACUCUUUGGUUUCCAGGUAUUGACAGAAUGGUGGAAGAAACAGUAACCAGGUGCAUACCAUGUCAAGCAUCAACACAUGGACCAAAACCUACUAUCGAGCCAUUAAAAAUGUCUACACUGCCAAAUGGUCCUUGGCAAGAGGUCUCAGCAGAUUUCUGUGGUCCAUUCCCAAAUGGUAAAUAUUUGUUGGUAGUCAUCGAUGACUACAGUAGAUACCCAGAGGUAGAAAUUUGUAAUUCUACAUCUGCAGAAGCAGCUAUCCCGCACUUCGAUGCAAUCUUUGCCAGACAAGGUAUACCGGACAUUGUUAAAACUGAUAAUGGCCCGCCAUAUAAUGGAGAUGAGUUUAAACGCUUUUCUAAAUAUGUUGGAUUUAGACAUAGAAAAAUAACACCAUUGUGGCCAAAAGCUAAUGGAGAAGCCGAGAGGAUGAUGCGAACGCUGGAAAAAGCAGUCCGUGCAGCCAAGCUAGAAGGCAAAAGCUGGUGCCAAGGACUUUUUCAAUUUCUGCGUCAGUAUAGAGCUACACCACAUUCAACUACAGGCAUUUCUCCAUUCAAAGCUUUGAAUAGUAGAAAAAUGAAAACAACCCUACCUCAGAUAUAUAAUAAUAAACCUGAUAGGAAAAUUCAAGCAAGUGAUGCAAAGAGAAAAUUAUGCAUGAAGAAGUAUGCAGACACACGCAACCAUGCUAAAGCAUCAGAUUUAGGCAUCGGAGACCGAGUCCUUGUAAAACAACAAAAGAGAAAUAAAAUGUCAACUCCAUUCAAUCCUGAGCCAUAUGAAGUUGUGAGUAAGAAAGGCAGUAUGACCACCGUCCAGAGAGGAAAUCAUGAGAUCACCAGAAAUGCUUCAUUCUUUAAGAGAAUUCCUCAUGAAAAUAAUGUAGAAACUAAUCAAACAAUAUCGGACAAUCUUCAAAUAUUAGACAAUCCUCAAACAUCAACAAAUCCACCAGAAUCGAUACGUAGAUCCAAGAGAGAAAGACAAAAACCAAGUUAUCUUCAAGACUACAUAACUUAG
This is a messenger RNA of Saccoglossus kowalevskii, 3936 nucleotides long. RefSeq lists its product as uncharacterized. The record is from RefSeq and is a predicted model, not a curated record. NCBI's taxonomy places the organism in Eukaryota, Metazoa, Hemichordata, Enteropneusta, Harrimaniidae.